AUGCGCUUGUGGGCGCACCCAGUUCGUCGAGAUCCCCUGGUCUGAGAUGCCAUGCUUCCGCGGCGAGACACCCUGCUAACCUACAUAUAUGCGCAUAGUUGCCAAUAUAACUGCAAGCCGCGCGCGUGCCUCCCCUCUUCAGUCCACUGUUCACAAGCCUGCUGCGUCUCGAGCGUCGAGAACCAAGCUGGAACUGGUUCUUCCAUCUGUUGCAGCGUGGCAACCUGGUUGGAGACAGAAGAUGGAGCGCCAGAAACAGCUGUAUAUUGAUAUACCUAUGGAGGAGGAUACGCCAUCUGAGCAGAACUCGCGCGAUGACGAUACCGAGAGUCCGCUUGGUUCUGACGAAGGCGAGGACGUAUGGGAUUCAGGACUCACCCUAGUCGACGAGGGUCAAGCGCAUGAUGAACAAACCGAACAAGAGCGGAAUGAAGCACUGAUCGAUUCCUUGAAAACACCGUUCGAGGCGCUCUCCGUGGAAAUGAAGAACAACAUGAUGUCUUCCCUCGCUCCAGCGAUCGAUAUGAUCCGAGAUACGAACAAGGAAAUAUCUCUGAAAGAUGAAGCGCGAAAGAUGUCAAUGCAGUCUUUCGAAGGAGCGGCGAACGCCCUGCAAACUGAUGCCGAAGAAAGGGCGAUGGCUCUCAAACAUGUCAUGCUCGACAGUCAGACGAGAUUGAAGAAGCUCUUGAAGGAGCUCCAAGCUCAAUAUUCUGCUCGUGCACAGUUGCGGACUGACUCUGCACAAAGCUUGGACAGAUCCUGCAAGGAUAUGCUUUCUCAUCUACAGGCGCUGGCUGAAAACUAUGAUGACGAGGCGAUCAAAUUUGAGGCGAAAGGAAAGAAGAUGGUGUCAAAAUCCAAGAAUGCGGCCAGCGCAUGGCAGCGUCUGAUGGCUAUGGAUCAAUGAGACUCACUUAUAUGUCAUUGCCUCGACCGACCAGC
Molecule: messenger RNA, 945 nt
Organism: Dacryopinax primogenitus
Lineage: Eukaryota; Fungi; Basidiomycota; Dacrymycetes; Dacrymycetales; Dacrymycetaceae
Exons: 4
Coding region: 89-910 (273 amino acids)
Source: RefSeq, a predicted model, not a curated record